AUGACCUCAUACCCCUUAGAGGCUGCAGUUAUAGCUCGAACCAAUUCAGAUAGACAUCCAAUGAAUUAUAUUACUACUAUUUUCACAUCAUGGAACCCACUAUCCGUGCCUAAACUUGUGGUUGGCUGUCUUUUGGAAUUUAUAUCAACAUUCUUCUAUGUUUGGAUCAGUAAGGCUAUGGUCAAAGAUUCUUUCAUUGCGUCCUUGGAACAGGUCCAUCCAGUGGCCAAUGGUCACCUGAAUCUUGCAAUUCUAUCUGGCUGCUCACAUUGGCAUUAUAGAUUACGCGUGUUGUUAUUAGGUCAAAUUGCUAAACUAGUGGGCCAUGAUCUUCACAUGGAUGCCGGUGUUUCUCUUAGUCUUUUGGUUUUGGACCGGUCUCCUGCUGGACAUGUGCUCCCAUACCUAGGAUCACAGAUCCUUGGGGCAAUUGCAGCAAUAAGUAAGACAGCAGCCAAGAUGCCUACUCAAUGUUCAUGCAAGGCCCAGCAAGAAUUGGAGUGA
Molecule: messenger RNA, 504 nt
Organism: Melampsora larici-populina 98AG31
Lineage: Eukaryota; Fungi; Basidiomycota; Pucciniomycetes; Pucciniales; Melampsoraceae
Exons: 5
Coding region: 1-504 (167 amino acids)
Source: RefSeq, a predicted model, not a curated record